Pelmatolapia mariae (spotted tilapia) is the source of this 6301-nucleotide messenger RNA. It is a transcript of the gene usp19, whose product is annotated as ubiquitin specific peptidase 19. The transcript has 26 exons. The record is from RefSeq and is a predicted model, not a curated record. NCBI's taxonomy places the organism in Eukaryota, Metazoa, Chordata, Actinopteri, Cichliformes, Cichlidae. Gene Ontology annotation, biological process: protein deubiquitination. Gene Ontology annotation, molecular function: cysteine-type deubiquitinase activity. The coding region runs from base 499 to 5205 and encodes 1568 amino acids.
GUGACCGUGCAAUCGUUUCAGGUUUGGCCGGUCAGCGCUGUAAUUUCCUCUAAACAAAGUAGGACUCGCCCCGCAGAGGCCGGAUGAAACCAAUGGAUUGAGCAGGAUUUCUGCUGUUGUGUUUUGUUUGAUUUUCUUCGCAAUUGAAAUGUGAAGAAAUGGGCCCCGGUUAAAGGAAAGGAGAUUCUAGAAACACCGUGGACUACGGGGUUUCGAGUUCGGGCAGGAAGCAUAGCGGCCUGCGGCCGAGAAGGGAGCUUUAGCAGCCGGGCAACGAAAAGAAGUCGCUCGCUAUUGUGUGUUAAAACGGAAUUAGCAUCAUAAUAAAUCCCCGUCCCCAUCCUUCACUAGUCUUCCUGAUUCUGUUCUGGGAGAGUUCAGACCAGCAUCAUCGCCAAGAUAGCCGGGCCAGGCAGGAAGAGGCACACCUCAGAUCCAGACCCCAGCAGUGGUAGUGACUCUGGCGACGGGCGGCCUGUCAGUGCCAAGUGCCUGAAGAUGGCCAGCAGCGGCAGUAGUGGUGUGGCCGGGAGUGAGGCGGUGGGCCACCGUGGUGGAGCUCAGCAGAGAGGAGGCAGUGGCAGAGAAAACGGCUCAGACUUGCCCUCCAGUACGAGUAAGAAGAAGCAGAAGGACAGGGCCAACCAGGAAAGCAGAGAGGCCAAGAGAGCGGCGGCAGCAGCUGCUGCAGCCGUGGAUGGGGUUAUUGCAGAAGUCAAGAAAGAUGUGUUUGUGGACUGGAAGCAGAAUGUCAACGAAGUGACUGUCAGGCUGCGCUGUGGCGAGGGGGUGCAGAGGAUAGAGGACAUAAACACCACCUUCACAGACACACACUGCAAUGUGGAUUUCCCAGAUGGACGGCAAUGGAGCUGCCAGCUGCAGGAGGAAAUCGAGGCCUCAUGUAGCAAAGUCCAGUAUAAGGAAAAGGGAGGCUUCCUCCAUCUCAUCAUGCACAAAAAGAUUCCUUUCCACAUCUGGCCUUCUCUAAAGUCAAAUAAAAAGAAGGAGGCAGUAUCCAUAGAGACCAAACCAGACAUGAAGCCCGUUGCCUUGGAGUCAUCAGAGAAAACUCCACAUCUCCAGCCCCAGCCUCCCUCGUCACCUGCACACAGCGAGUCAAGACGCGGUGUUAGCAAAUCAUGUGUCAAACGCAGCCUGAAAACUAAACUGACGGGUGAAAAGGCCACUACGGACUCUGCAGGUGUUAAAAGCACAGCUGGAGAUAGCUCCACUACCAGCAGCAAGCCUGUUACCGUCACGAGAGCAGAGCAGCCGCAUCAGGAACCUAGUGCCAAACGCACAGUUGUACGGCUGCCUAAGACCUCUAAGGACGCUGCAUCAGCCGACCUACCAUCUGUGAUGUCUACAGCAGCUAACGGGAAAUCCACCUGUGCCCACCUGCCCGCUGGUCAGAGCCCACAGACGGAACGGAAAAGUGGAGACAACAGAUCUGAGACUCGUGGCAGCGGACAGAAAAAGGGAGCAGAAGCAGCUGCUUCCACCCUUACCAACAGAACUCAGUUGGCUGAGAAGCAAAACCAGUCAUCAGACCGGUCUGGUGCAACAACACAUGUCAGUGUGAGCCAGCCAGCAGCUCCUGUUAGCACCAGUGACUGUGUUAAACCUGUCGCCUUCAACAAGGAAAUGAAUUCGACUUCUCCCCAAAGGCUGGGAGACAGAACAGACUCUGAGCCAGCUGGAAAACCUGUUGAGCAGGAAUUGGAGCAGGAUCCGCUGAUUUGUCAGCAGCUUGGAGAUAUGGAAGUGGUACCAGUAGAGGCGAUGGGAUUGGCAGCCAAGCAAAGCCAGCCCCCAGGUGUUGCCCAAAAGAAGAGCAGCUGUGACGAUGAGGAGAAGCGGGACCAGUCGAAGGAGGAGCCGCUACUGGAAAUGAAGCAACUGGAUGCCCCAGAGCCCAUGGUAAACCUGCAGUUUGUGAAGAAUGAUUCAUAUGAGAAGGGCACGGACUUGAUGGUGGUCAAUGUUUACCUGAAGGGGAUCUGCAGGGAUACAGCCAGAGUCAUCUUCAGGGAACAGGACUUCACCCUCAUCUUCCAGACAAGUGAUGUCAGCUUUCUGCGGCUUCAUUCAGAUUGUGGACCGAACACAGUCUUCAAGUGGCAAGUCAAACUCAGGAAUCUGAUCCAGCCUGAGUUGUGCAGCUACGCCUUCACUCCCUCCCGUCUGGACAUCACUCUGAAGAAGAGGCACAGCCAACGCUGGGGGGGCCUGGAGGCCCAAGCCACACAAGGUGCAGUGGGUGGCGCUAAGGUCGCUGUGCCCUCCAGCCCUGCCUGCAUGGAGAAGAGCCAGCCAGGCAGCAGUCAGCACAACCUCCCAGCCAAGGAGGAGCCUCCGCGGGUUGGGGAGGAAAAACCCAAGACCCCCAAGGCCUCAACCAGAGUGGAAGAUGGGGGUUUGGACUCUGUGGCUCCACGCACCGUCUCUGAGCACGUUGCUAUUACCAAGCCAGAGCCUACUGUUACCAUGCCUAAGCCUACCUGCAUGGUGCAGCCCAUGACCCACGCACCUCCGGCCAGCAGCGAGCGCCAUGAGGAAGAGGAAGAGAAGAAGGUGUGCUUGCCUGGUUUUACAGGGUUGGUCAACCUUGGAAACACCUGCUUCAUGAACAGCGUCAUUCAGUCCCUGUCCAACACCAGAGAACUCAGGGAUUACUUUCAUGACCGAGCAUUUGAGGCAGAAAUCAACUGCACUAAUCCACUGGGAACAGGAGGCAGGCUAGCCAUCAGCUUUGCUGUGCUGCUCAGGGCUCUUUGGAAAGGAACGCACCACGCCUUCCAGCCCUCAAAACUCAAGGCAAUUGUGGCGAGUAAAGCCAGUCAGUUUACUGGUUACGCCCAGCACGAUGCCCAGGAGUUCAUGGCAUUCCUGCUGGACGGACUCCACGAGGACUUGAACCGCAUCCAGAACAAACCUUACACAGAAACGGUCGACUCUGAUGGGCGGCUAGACGAAGUGGUGGCAGAGGAAGCAUGGCAGAGGCACAAGAUGCGAAAUGACUCCUUUAUAGUAGAUCUGUUUCAGGGGCAGUUCAAGUCCAAACUGGUGUGUCCCACAUGCUCCAAGGUAUCUAUCACCUUUGACCCCUUCCUCUACCUGCCCGUGCCGUUGCCACAGAAACAAAAGGUGCUCUCAGUUUUCUACUUCGCUAAGGAACCUCAUAAAAAACCCAUCAAGUUUUUAGUGAGUGUGAGCAAGGAGAGCUCCAGUACUGCUGAAGUCCUGGAAUCUAUCUCUAAAAGCGUGAGGGUCAAACCGGAGAACCUCAGACUGGCCGAGGUGGGAAAGAACCGCUUCCAGCGAAUGUUCCUGCCUACCCACUCCCUGGACACAGUGUCCUCCUCUGACAUGUUAUUCUGCUUUGAGGUGCUUUCCAAAGACCUGGCCAAAGAGAGAGUGGUAUUGCUCAAAGUGCAGCAGAAACUUCAGGUCCCCAAUAUCCCCAUCUCCAAAUGUGCUGCCUGCCUGAAGCCUCCGGUGUCUGAAGAAGACAAACUGAAGCGUUGCACUCGUUGCUAUCGCGUUGGCUACUGCAAUCAAGUGUGUCAGAGAACCCACUGGCCCAACCACAAAAGUCUGUGUCGACCCAACACGGAGAACGUGGGCCUGCCUUUCCUGGUCAGUGUGCCAGAGUCUCGACUCUCAUAUUCCCGGCUCGUCCAGCUUCUAGAGGGUUAUUCCAGGUUUUCCGUCAACGUGUUCCAGCCUCCUUUCCAGUCAGGCAGAACAUCCCCUGAAACAUCACAGUCCCGAGUAGACCUCCCUCCAGUGCCAGCAGGCUCCCCUGAUGGUCCUGGAUUGGAGGAUGAAGCUGUGGGUGGUAGCAGUACUGUAGGAGCAGGUAACUUGGAGCUGGAGAGCCACGCUUCGCUGCCUGAAUCCCAGGCAGAGUAUGCUCAGGCCUCAGCCAUCCACUCAGGGGACUCGGAGUCCCUCUCCUCUUCCCAGACGUCCCUCUCCACCACACGGACCACAGAUUCAGGGUUCUCCGAGUCACUCUCUUCCGCUUCUUGUUGCUUUCUGGACCCUCAUGCUGAAAAAGAGACGUCCUGUGAGAAGGCUGUGCGGCCAGAAGCUGCAGUCGCAGGGUAUCAGCAUCCGUGUGAAUCUGCUUCAGGUCAUGCUAGUCAGUUCUACAUCGCUCUGCUGGAUGCAAACAACAAGGAGCAAAGGCUGGAUGAGAGAGAAGAUGCACUGGCAGACAUACCUGAUGAUGCAACCCUGGAGCUGGUGUGGAAGAACAACGAGCGUCUAAAGGAAUAUGUGCUGGUGAGCUCCAAGGAACUGGAGUAUGAGGAAGACCCGGGUUCUCUGAGUGAGACGGCCAGAGCGGGACACUUCACCCUCGAGCAGUGCCUCAAUCUUUUCACCAAGCCAGAAGUGCUGGCACCUGAAGAGGCUUGGUACUGUCCAAAGUGCCAGCAGCACCGUGAGGCCUCCAAGCAACUGUUGCUGUGGCGUUUGCCCAACGUUUUGAUCAUUCAGCUCAAACGCUUCUCCUUCAGGAGCUUCAUUUGGAGGGAUAAGAUCAACGACAUGGUCGACUUUCCAGUCAGGAAUCUAGAUCUAAGUAAGUUCUGUAUUGGCCAGAAGGAUGAGAUGCAGCAGCCUCCUAUCUAUGACUUGUAUGCGGUCAUCAAUCACUAUGGAGGAAUGAUAGGAGGCCACUAUACGGCCUACGCUCGCCUGCCAAGUGACAAGAACAGCCAGCGCAGUGAUGUUGGCUGGCGUCUGUUUGAUGACAGCACCGUCACAAUGGUGGACGAGAGUCAAGUGGUGACGCGUUACGCUUAUGUUCUGUUCUACCGGCGACGAAACUCCCCGGUGGAGAGGCCGCCACGCUUCCUCAGGCCUGUAGGUGCAGAGUCGCCCACUGCUGCAGGAGCUACUGCCAGCCAGGCCUCUCUAAUAUGGCGGGAACUGGAGGAGGAAGACGAGGGGCUUGACGAAGGGCCCCGUGGACUGUUACUCUCUGCGCUGCGGCGACACCGAACGCAGAGGAACAGAGACGAGGAAGACGGAGCCGGAGCCGAACAGUCGGUGCAGCGGCACCGCAGGCAGAGGAUGUUGGACUAUCCCGACGACGACUGCGUACGAUACUUUGUUCUGGGCACACUCACUGCAGUGCUCGCUCUGUUUGUCAAUUUAGUCUACCCUCUUCUUUACAAAGCCACCUGGAGCUGAGUGCUGGCUGCAGGGUUUACGUGCUGGACCGCCCCUGAAAUCAUAAAUGUCUGUUUGUAGAAACGAGAAAAGAUGUUUUUAGUGUUUUUCCAGUAAAAUAUUUGUGUUCUACAUAGCACCACAAUACUUGAAGUGGCUAAACCCUUUAAAAUACUCGGCACUACUUCAUAUAUUAAGACUUAAACAGGCUGAUGUUAAAGUCACAGCUGCUGACUCUUUCAUUGUGAGAGACGCUAAUUUAAAGCUGCAGGAGAGCUACCCCACGCUGUAAUGAUGUACUGGGUGUAGAUUUCUCACUACAUUACCUCUGCAUUGUUUUAAAGUGGCUUCGAGCUCUGUACAUUUCUAAAGAAAGUUGCCGUUUUUAGACUUUGGGUAAUAAUUCUCAGAUGAUCAGCCAUGACAGCCUUAAUUAUACAUUGUACGUGUGGAGUUGAAGCGCAAACCCUGAAAGCUCUUUUGGAGCCUGUUUAGAUGCGUUCAGGAGUCAGAUAAUUGUGUAGGAUCCUUUUUAAGAUGCUUAUAGGAGCAUUAUAGAAUAGUGAGGACCCGCUGAAAAGCGCCUUUUGUUUCCAGUGCACUACACUCAUAAAAGAUCAACGUGCAGGAUUCGGGGCCAUCUAGUGGUGAGGUUCCAAAUGGCAAUUAACUGAAUGCCCAUUUCUUUGGAGCACGUAUGCAAAUCUACAUUAUAACCGUUUGGGUCUUCCCGUCUGUGUGACUUGAGAGACAUCUGUUUAUAUUUGCCGGUGUUUGUACACUAAUGAAAAAAAUGAUUAAUAUAUUCUUAUAGAGCCCCAUAAAUCCUACACAUUGGUCCUUUAACAGUAGAAAUGUAUGAUGGGUGGAAAAUGUGUUCUUGAAGAAGAAAAUAUUAAACCUCUUAUUGUAUGUAUAUGUAUGUGUGUGUCUGUGUGCAGCUGCUUUUAGUUUGUAUUCUGAAAAUUAAGAAAAAUGAAUUUCAGGGCCUUUUAAAAAUUUCUGAUCUUGUCAAGACAUGUCCUCUUUUACAUGUACUGUAGUACACUCUAAUUAUAUAUAUUUUUUAAUUGUGUGUUUAUUGAUUACCUCUAAGCCAUAACUGAUUUGAAAAGUU